CCACGGAAGUGACGUCAAAUAACGCGAGCAGAAAGAUAUAUCCAGCAGCCUUCUGAUCUGAUUUGGUAUGUUUAAGAUGGCGUCGGCCUUGCAUUGGAUUCCCGAUUCUUUGUACAAUACAGCAAUUACUACUGUCGUUUCGUGUUUUAAUGUGUUUCAGAAAGAACUACGUACAUUUCCCGAAAAUGUACUGUUUGAUAUUUAUUAUAAAUUGUAUAAACAAGGACGACUUUGCCAGUUGGGAUUUGAAUUCUGCAAUCUGGAAGUCUUUUCUAGAGUACUCAAGGUGAAAGAUAAACGUCAUCUUCUACAUCACUGUUUUCAAGCUUUAAUGGAUCAUGGUGCUCAUACAUCUGAGCAUUUAGCAGAUGCUUAUUAUCAACAUUGCUUAACUGUUAAGCAUUCUUCAGUUCAAGUGAAAGAUAGGACAAUUCAACUUGGUCUUUCUCUAGGUAGUAUUUUGAGUGAUGCAGGUUGGUUUCUUGAUGCUGAAAAAAUAAUGAAAUCAUGUAUGGAAAUCUGUAAACAGUUGAAAGAUCCUCCUCAUCUAAAUAUAUUGUUGGAAUGUUGCAUUAGAAAUCUCCAUAAUUAUCAUUUCAGGAAGAUAUGUAAAAACUUAUUUAUUCACUUAUUAAAAUCUUAUUCCAUAUUACAGGCAUAUAGGUGGAGUUUAGAAGCAUUAAAAUGUUUAAACUCAAGUUUACCUAUUAAGACAAUUAUUCAUGUUCUUCGUCAAGCUGCUAAGGCCUGUGUAAUAAAGAGAUAUUUCAAAAAAGCUGGUCUUCUAAUAAAACAAGCAUUGCAUCUGUCAAGAGAACACUUUGGAUGCAAGCAUCCAAAAACAGCUGACACAUUACAGGAUUAUGGCUUCUACCUGUUAAAUGUUGAUUCAAAUCGCCAGUCUGUUAAAGUCUAUCAGACGGCAUUAGAUGUUCGCCAGUGUGUAUUUGGUGGUCAUAACUUGCAUGUUGCCAUAGCACACGAAGAUCUGGCAUAUGCUUCUUAUGUUCAUGAAUACAGUUCUGGAAAAUUUCAACAUGCUAGAGAACAUGCUGAUAAAGCAAUGGCCAUAAUGAAGCAUCUUUUACCUGAAGAUCACCUACUACUGGCAUCAUCAAAACGAGUUAAAGCUCUUAUUUUAGAAGAAAUUGCCAUUGAUAACCAUGAUAAAGAAGCAGAACAACGUUUGUUAUCCGAAGCUCAAGAUUUACAUAUGUCAGCUCUUUUUGUUGCACAAAGAACUUUUGGAGAAAUGAAUGUUCAGACAGCCAAACAUUAUGGAAACUUGGGUCGACUAUAUCAGUCAAUGAAGCGUUUCAAGGAAGCUGAAGAAAUGCAUCUUAAAGCCAUUCAGAUAAAAGAAAAAUUGUUAGGUGGAGAUGAUUAUGAAGUAGCUUUAUCAGUUGGUCAUUUAGCUUCUCUCUAUAAUUAUGAUAUGUUACUCUUUGAGAAAGCAGAGAAGUUGUAUUGUCGAUCAGUAAGCAUUGGUAUUAAAUUAUUUGGAAAAGGAUACAGCGGCCUGGAAUAUGACUACCGGGGACUCCUCCGAGUCUACACGACUUUAGACGACUACGAAAAGACCGCGUAUUAUACGAGAAUCCUCCAUCAUUGGAAACAGCUCCGCGACCAGACCACAAAAGUAGAAAACGAAAUGUCUCCUCUCAAUCUGCAAAUUUUACCAUUGAGUGUAGAAGAGAUUUUUCCUAUUUUUGAAAAACUGUAAUAAAUGUUAAAUAAUGUACUAUAAGAUUUGGAUAUGACUGCAGUUAUCUAAUGAAAAGUAAUUAUUAACGUUUGUGUAAAUGUAUAAAUUUUUCAAUUGUAUAUAUUGACUUCCAUACUUAAUUUUUUUCUGGAUCUUGUUAUCGGUGUCAUGUGCAAACUUUUUCAAAACAGCUCUCGUUUUCAGAGACACAUUUUAUGCAAACUCAAUCUUUCCACAUGUAUUAAAAUAAAUGUUUAUACUUAACAUACAUAUUUGUACAAAACAUUUUCUUAAUCUAAAUUUAAGAUUAAGCAAAUGUUUUGAAGAGUGAGUCUGCUUAUUGGUUCUUUACCACUCUUCAGUGUAAUUUUUGAAAUUACUGAUCUGGAUUAUGACAGUUUGCCAACAACUUUGAGGAAUCAUUUUCACAUAAUACACAGAAGAAAAGGCGGAGAAUGUAACAUUUGUUGCAAUGGAAGCCAAAAGUUUCUGCAGAGAUGACAAGUAUGUAAUACUAGGCGAGAUGCUACCUUCCUUACAUUACAUUAAAAAUUGAAAGAAACAAUUUUACAAAUCCAUUCUAACCUAAUUUCUGGGGGGAAAUCUUCAACAAAUUCUGAUAAUUUUUACUUCCAGUUUAAGUUUCAUGAUACAAAAUACUUAAUAAAUUUUGGCGCUCAAAGUUUGCACAUCACUGAUCUACACUGUGAAAAAUUUAGUGAUACAACAAUUAAUGAUAAUCAAAAACAAUAAUAUGUAUUUUAUUUUGGUCUGUUUGAUGAAAUAUCCAUAAAAAUCCAAUUUUAAGAGAUAAAAUAAUGAAUUAAAUUUAAAUCUUCCAGAUGAUAAUUUAAUAUUGUCUCUGACUUAGAAGAAUUAUCUCAUCAUUCUUGAGUGUUACACUUAAUUUUAUUGUAAAUAGAAUUGGAUUAGUUUAAACAAACAAACAAAAAAAAAAAAGAAUGUAUCCUGUGAUAGAUUUGUGUUGUUUAGAUAUAGGUGAUAACAUGUUAAGUGACUUGUACAGAAUAAAUU
This is a messenger RNA of Centruroides sculpturatus (bark scorpion), 2740 nucleotides long. RefSeq names its product amyloid protein-binding protein 2-like. The transcript has 13 exons. Bases 68 to 1723 code for a protein of 551 amino acids. NCBI's taxonomy places the organism in Eukaryota, Metazoa, Arthropoda, Arachnida, Scorpiones, Buthidae. Gene Ontology annotation, molecular function: protein binding. Gene Ontology annotation, biological process: intracellular protein transport. The record is from RefSeq and is a predicted model, not a curated record.